Molecule: messenger RNA, 36614 nt
Organism: Coregonus sp. 'balchen'
Lineage: Eukaryota; Metazoa; Chordata; Actinopteri; Salmoniformes; Salmonidae
Source: the annotation of a GenBank genome assembly
AUGGCUGCAGCCGGGUGCGCGAGUCCGCCAUCGCUGCUCGCUUUGUUGGGGAGACGCUGCAAAAAGAGACCGUAUUAUUUCGAAGAUCUGGAGGAACAGCAAGAAACACUGAAACCGCGCAAGCUUUCAACUAGUGAGCAUCGGGUCAGUGCACCAGAGAGUGUGCUGGUAAAUAAUUCUGGAAGUUUCCGAGAGAAAAGUGCAUCUGCGAACUCUGGUUGCUCAACGGUGACCUCCAAGAAACGUGCACGAGAUUACACUGUCACUAGAUACGAUGCUCCAAGGAUGGUAAGUAUAUGCUACUGCUGCCUAGAUAGUGUAUACUGGAACAAACUGCACAAGGUUGAAGUUGUAAUCAACAUCCAUUGAGCGCAAUACUUACGCUGUCCACAAGAUGUUGUAUUUUGUCAGUACCCAUUCUUCCUUUCAAACCAUGUCACUAAUUACGUUCUUAAAUCAGAGGAUCUAGAUACAUUUUCUAACCUCUCUGGAUUACAACCAAAUUAUGAUAAAUGUACUAUAUUACGUAUUGGAUCACUAAAAAAUAAAAUUUUACAUUACCAUGUAGUUUACCAAUAAAAUGGGUGAUGGUGAUGUGGAUAUACUCGGAAUACAUAUCCCAAAUGAAAUAAAUGAUCUCACUUCAAUACAUUUUAAUAGAAAGUUAGCAAAAAUAGAUAAGAUCUUACUACCAUGGAAAGGAAAAUACCUGUCAAUUUGUGGAAAAAUCACCCUGAUUAAAUUAAACGGGCCUAUUUAUAUAAUGAAUAUGAAUUCGGAGGACAGAAAUGAUUAAAUAUUAAAGCAUUAGACCUAUCACUAAAAGCUUCAGUCAUACAAAAGUUAUACUUAAAUCUGAACUGGUUCUCUAGCAAAUUAGUAAAAUUGUCUCACCCAAUGUUCAAGAAUGGCCUUUUUCCCUUUAUUCAGAUUACAACCUCUCACUUUCAGUUAUUUGAAAAGGAAAUAAUCUCCCAAAUAUCACUAUUUCUAAAACAAGCCAUAGAAAGUUGGUUGCAAUUUCAAUUUAAUCCUCCAGAAACGACAGAACAAAUAAUGCAACAAAUAUUGUGUUGUGGAUUUUUGACCCAAAAAAAAAAAAAAAGGUAUAAUCUUCGUAAAUUAUAUUAUCGGUAGGACUGGUGGAGUUAUGUUGCACAUGCAGCUAACAAAAACAUAUGGAAAUGUCUGCUCUACCCAAAAUUACAACCAAAUAAUUGCAGCAUUACCGCAAAAAUGGAAAAGGAAAGUGGAAGGGGGGGAAAAGUAAGGAACUUGUCUGUCGGCCUUGGAUUAAAGAAUAUAAUUGUUUAAAGAAAUUUUUGAUAAAUAAAAAAGUAUACCAGUUUCAUUUAAGGACCAAAGGAUUGACAGCCGUCCCAUAUAGAUUGCAAAUUAGUUGGGAAUAGAUUUUUGACAUACCAAUUCCAUGGCAUAGUGUUUAUUAAUUGCACGCAAAACGAUGGCGGAUUCAAAACGUAUAAUUUUUCAAUUUAAAUUAUUUAAAAUUCUUGCUACCAAUAUAAUGUUAUUUAUAUGGGGGAUACAAUCUUCCCAGCUCUGCAGAUUUUGCUGUGAAGAGACAGAAUCAUUAGAUCAUUUGUUUUGGUACUGUCCCUUUGUAGCUUGUUUUUGGACACAGGUCCAGGAAUGGCUAAAGGAUUGCAAUAUUUACCUGGAGCUAACCCUGCAGAUAGCACUACUGGGUGAUCUGAAAAGUCAGUCAAUCGAUCAAUAAUAUAAUAAUACUUUUAGCAAAAAUGUUUAUAUUCAAUUUGCGAUCUGUAGAAACAAUGAUAAUAGAAAGGUUCAGAACUUUUGUAAAACAUCACAGUACAGUUGAAAAAGAUAUGGCAAAUAGAAUCCAAUAUGGAUGUUGUUUACGAGAUAGAUGGGAGGUGUUGAAUGGAGCUGAAGGAUGGGACUAAUAACAACAACUAAUAACAACAAGAUAACUAAUGUAAAGCAUACUGUGUCCAUAAUAAGUAUAUAUGUUAUAGGUUGAGAGCUUUUGUGAAAGAGCACAGUUAGAAAAAUAUGGCAUAUAGAAGCAAACCAGAUGGACAUCAUGAAAAUGAUCGGAGGAAGUUCAGGAGUAAAAACAAACAAAAUAUAAUUAUUGUAGAAUUUGACUGUGUCCAUAAAAUGUAUAUAGUAUGUAUGGGCUGGAAGUAGAGGUCUAAGCGUUGUUGUUCACUAGUUUACUCCAAUUGGGGAAGGGGUGGUAGGGUUGGAAAGUAAUGAAGGGAAAUAUAAUUUCAAAAAGGAUAUGUGUGUAUGGAUGGAUGUAUGUAUAUAUGUAUGUAUAUAUGUGUGUGUGUGUAUGUAUGUACAGUGAGGGGGAAAAAGUAUUUGAUCCCCUGCUGAUUUUGUACGUUUGCCUGCUGACGAAGAAAUGAUCAGUCUAUCAUUUUAAUGGUAGGUUUAUUUGAACAGUGAGAGACAGAAUAACAACAAAAAAAUCCAGAAAAACGCACGUCAAAAAUGUUAUAUAUUUGUUUAACAUUUUAAUGAGGGAAGUAUUUGACCCCCUCUCAAUCAGAAAGAUUUCUGGCUUCCAGGUGUCUUUUAUACAGGUAACGUGCUGAGAUUAGGAGCACACUCUUAAAGGGAGUGCUCCUAAUCUCAGCUUGUUACCUGUAUAAAAGACACCUGUCCACAGAAGCAAUCAAUCAAUCAGAUUCCAAACUCUCAACCAUGGCCAAGACCAAAGAAGUCUCCAAGGAUGUCAGGGACAAGAUUGUAGACCUACACAAGGCUGGAAUGGGCUACAAGACCAUCGCCAAGCAGCUUGGUGAGAAGGUGACAACAGUUGGUGUGAUUAUUCGCAAAUGGAAGAAACACAAAAGAACUGUCAAUCUCCCUCGGCCUGGGGCUCCAUGCAAGAUCUCACCUCGUGGAGUUGCAAUGAUCAUGAGAACGGUGAGGAAUCAGCCCAGAACUACACGGGAGGAUCUUGUCAAUGAUCUCAAGGCAGCUGGGACCAUAGUCACCAAGAAAACAAUUGGUAACACUACGCAGUGAAGGACUGAAAUCCUGCAGCGCCCGCAAGGUCCCCCUGCUCAAGAAAGCACAUAUACAUGCCCGUCUGAAGUUUGCCAAUGAACAUCUGAAUGAUUCAAAGGAGAACUGGGUGAAAGUGUUGUGGUCAGAUGAGACCAAAAUCGAGCUCUUUGGCAUCAACUCAAUUCGCCGUGUUUGGAGUAGGAGGAAUGCUGCCUAUGACCCCAAGAACACCAUCCCCACCGUCAAACAUGGAGGUGGAAACAUUAUGCUUUGGGGGUGUUUUUCUGCUAAGGGGACAGGACAACUUCACCGCAUCAAAGGGACGAUGGAUGGGGCCAUGUACUGUCAAAUCUUGGGUGAGAACCUCCUUCCCUCAGCCAGGGCAUUGAAAAUGGGUCGUGGAUGGGUAUUCCAGCAUGACAAUGACCCAAAACACACGGCGAAGGCAACAAAGGAGUGGCUCAAGAAGAAGCAUCUCAAGGUCCUGGAGUGGCCUAGCCAGUCUCCAGACCUUAAUCCCAUAGAAAAUCUGUGGAGGGAGCUGAACGUUCGAGUUGCCAAACGACAGCCUCGAAACCUUAAUGACUUGGAGAAGAUCUGCAAAGAGGAGUGGGACAAAAUCCCUCCUGAGAUGUGUGCAAACCUGGUGGCCAACUGCAAGAAACGUCUGACCUCUGUGAUUGCCAACAAGGGUUUUGCCACCAAGUACUAAGUCAUGUUUUGCAGAGGGGUCAAAUACUUAUUUCCCUCAUUAAAAUGCAAAUCAAUUUAUAAACAUUUUUGACAUGCGUUUUCUGGAUUUUGUUGUUAUUCUGUCUCUCACUGUUCAAAUAAACCUACCAUUAAAAUUAUAGACUGAUCAUGUCUUUGUCAGUGGGCAAACGUACAAAAUCAGCAGGGGAUCAAAUACUUUUUUCCCUCACUGUAUGUAUGUAUGUGUGUGUGUGUGUGUAUGUAUGUAUGUGUAUAUAUAUAUACACACACACACACAGUGGGGAGAACAAGUAUUUGAUACACUGCCGAUUUUGCAGGUUUUCCUACUUACAAAGCAUGUCGAGGUCUGUAAUUUUUAUCAUAGGUACACUUCAACUGUGAGAGACGGAAUCUAAAACAAAAAUCCAGAAAAUCACACUGUAUUAUUUUUAAGUAAUUAAUUUGCAUUUUAUUGCAUGACAUAAGUAUUUGAUACAUCAGAAAAGCAGAACUUAAUAUUUGGUACAGAAACCUUUGUUUGCAAUUACAGAGAUCAUACGUUUCCUGUAGGUCUUGACCAGGUUUGCACUGCAACAGGGAUUUUGACCCACUCCUCCAUACAGAACUUCUCCAGAUCCUUCAGGUUUCGGGGCUGUCGCUGGGCAAUACGGACUUUCAGCUCCAUCCAAAGAUGUUCUAUUGGGUUCAGGUCUGGAGACUGGCUAGGCCACUCCAGGACCUUGAGAUGCUUCUUACGGAGCCACUCCUUAGUUGCCCUGGCUGUGUGUUUCGGGUCGUUGUCAUGCUGGAAGACCCAGCCACGACCCAUCUUCAAUGCUCUUACUGAGGGAAGGAGGUUGUUGGCCAAGAUCUCGCGAUACAUGGCCCCAUCCAUCCUCCCCUCAAUACGGUGCAGUCGUCCUGUCCCCUUUGCAGAAAAGCAUCCCCAAAGAAUGAUGUUUCCACCUCCAUGCUUCACGGUUGGGAUGGUGUUCUUGGGGUUGUACUCAUCCUUCUUCCUCCAAACACGGCAAGUGGAGUUUAGACCAAAAAGCUCUAUUUUUGUCUCAUCAGACCACACGACCUUCUCCCAUUCCUCCUCUGGAUCAUCCAGAUGGUCAUUGGCAAACUUCAGACGGGCCUGGACAUGCGCUGGCUUGAGCAGGGGGACCUUGCGUGUGCUACAGGAUUUUAAUCCAUGACGGCGUAGUGUGUUACUAAUGGUUUUCUUUGAGACUGUGGUCCCAGCUCUCUUCAGGUCAUUGACCAGGUCCUGCCGUGUAGUUCUAGGUUGUUGCCUUCUCACCAAGCUUCUUGCCUAUUGUCCUGUAGCCCAUCCCAGCCUUGUGCAGGUCUACAAUUUUAUCCCUGAUGUCCUUACACAGCUCUCUGGUCUUGGCCAUUGUGGAGAGGUUGGAGUCUGUUUGAGUGUGUGGACAGGUGUCUUUUAUACAGGUAACGAGUUCAAACAGGUGCAGUUAAUACAGGUAAUGAGUGGAGAACAGGAGGGCUUCUUAAAGAAAAACUAACAGGUCUGUGAGAGCCGGAAUUCUUACUGGUUGGUAGGUGAUCAAAUACUUAUGUCAUGCAAUAAAAUGCAAAUUAAUUACUUAAAAAUCAUACAAUGUGAUUUUCUGGAUGUUUGUUUUAGAUUCCGUCUCUCACAGUUGAAGUGUACCUAUGAUAAAAAUUACAGACCUCUACAUGCUUUGUAAGUAGGAAAACCUGCAAAAUCUGCAGUGUAUCAAAUACUUGUUCUCCCCACUGUAUAUAUGACAAAAGUGAGUACACCCCUCACAUUUUUGUAAAUAUUUGAGUAUAUCUUUUCAUGUGACAACACUGAAGAAAUGACACUUUGCUACAAUAUAAAGUAGUGAGUGUACAGCUUGUAUAACAGUGUAAAUUUGCUGUCCCCUCAAAAUAACUCAACACAAAGUGAGUACACCCCUAAGUGAAAAUGUCCAAAAUUGUGCCCAAUUAGCCAUUUUCCCUCCCCGGUGUCAUGUGACUCGUUAGUGUUACAAGGUCUCAGGUGUGAAUGGGGAGCAGGUGUGUUAAAUUUGAUGUCAUCGCUCUCACACUCCCUCAUACUGGUCACUGGAAGUUCAACAUGGCACCUCAUGGCAAAGAACUCUCUGAGGAUCUGAAAAAAAGAAUUGUUGCUCUACAUAAAGAUGGCCUGGGCUAUAAGAAGAUUGCCAAGACCCUGAAACUGAGCUGCAGCACGGUGGCCAAGACCAUACAGCGGUUUAACAGGACAGGUUCCACUCAGAACAGGCCUCGCCAUGGUCGACCAAAGAAGUUGAGUGCACGUGCUCAGCAUCAUAUCCAGAGGUUGUCUUUGGGAAAUAGACGUAUGAGUGCUGCCAGCAUUGCUGCAGAGGUUGAAGGGGUGGAGGGUCAGCCUGUCAGUGCUCAGACCAUACACCGCACACUGCAUCAAAUUGGUCUGCAUGGCUGUCGUCCCAGAAGGAAGCCUCUUCUAAAGAUGAUGCACAAGAAAGCCUGCAAACAGUUUGCUGAAGACAAGCAGACUAAGGACAUGGAUUACUGGAACCAUGUCCUGUGGUCUGAUGAGACCAAGAUAAACAUAUUUGGUUCAGAUGGUGUCAAGCGUGUGUGGCGGCAUCCAGGUGAGGAGUACAAAGACAAGUGUGUCUUGCCUACAGUCAAGCAUGGUGGUGGGAGUGUCAUGGUCUGGGGCUGCAUGAGUGUUGCCGGUACUUGGGAGCUACAGUUCAUUGAGGGAACCAUGAAUGCCAACAUGUACUGUGACAUACUGAAGCAGAGCAUGAUCCCCUCCCUUCGGAGAUUGGGCCGCAGGGCAGUAUUCCAACAUGAUAACGACCCCAAACACACCUCCAAGACGACCACUGCCUUGCUAAAGAAGCUGAGGGUAAAGGUAUUGGACUGGCCAAGCAUGUCUCCAGACCUAAACCCUAUUGAGCAUCUGUGGGGCAUCCUCAAACGGAAGGUGGAGGAGUGCAAGGUCUCUAACAUCCACCAGCUCCGUGAUGUCGUCAUGGAGGAGUGGAAGAGGACUCCAGUGGCAACCUGUGAAGCUCUGGUGAACUCCAUGCCCAAGAGGGUUAAGGCAGUACUGGAAAAUAAUGGUGGCCACACAAAAUAUUGACACUUUGGACAUUUUCACUUAGGGGUGUACUCACUUUUGUUGCCAGUGGUUUAGACAUGAAUGGCUGUGUGUUGUGUUAUUUUGAGGGGACAGCAAAUUUACACUGUAAUACAAGCUGUACACUCACUACUUUACAUUGUAGCAAAGUGUCAUUUCUUCAGUGUUGUCACAUGAAAAGAUAUACUCAAAUAUUUACAAAAAUGUGAGGGGUGUACUCACUUUUGUGAGAUACUGUGUAUAUAUGUGUGUGUGUAUAUUUGCGAGGAAAAAAAACAUAUGGGGGAUUGGAAGUGAUGCAGACAAUUACAUUGAUGGAAGUUACAAUCUAUCUGAAAUAUUACAGCUGAUCUACCCCCUAAAAAAAAAAAAACUUCUUAAGUCACCACUACAACACUUUGUUUAUUUUCCAUGAAGGAAUUAUUAAACGCUCUUCCUUUCACCUCUAGGUCACACACAAAGAUGAUACUGAUGGCAAUGACCUAUGCACUUUCAACUCAUUCCAGUACUGGAGGGUCCCUCUACCUGAGCUGGACAUUUCACUCCUACAGAAUGGAAACCUCUCUGGAUCAAAUGGAGAACCUCCUGCCAAAGACUUAUCCUGUGAUGCCAUGGAGUCAUAAAUUUAAUUCAUGAAGGUCUGCCCACCAUGGAACUCUUAUAUGAGAGGUGGAGGCUGGUGGGAGGUGCUAUAGGAGGAUGGGCUCAUUGUAAUGGCUUGAAUAUAAUUAAUGGAAUGGAGUCAAACAUGUGGUUUCCAUGUGUGAUGUGUUUGAUACUGUUUCAUUUAUUCCAUUCCAGCCAUUACUAUGAGCCUGGCCUCCUAUAGCUUCUCCCACCAGACACAUGAUGCCCAUCAGAGCCAUAGAUUUAGAUCUAUACUGUGUAGACCAGGGGUUCUCAAAGUGGGGUACGUGGACACCUGGCCAGAUCUCAAAAUAUAUACUGUAUAUGAAAUGACCUUAAAUGUUUUUAAAUGAAUAUUACUAACAUUAUAUUAAACUGCUUUUGGCCAAGGGAUCUGUGGAAUAAGUGUAAAGUGUGUAAUACAAUGUAAUAUUAUUAAUCUACAAUGUAUGUUCUUAACCCUGGGCAACAUGGACCUGGGAGGCUCACAGGGAUAUUGGGUAUCCACAGUACUCCACAAAUAAUCAAUUUGUCAACUCAAUACUAUUUCCCCCCCAAUUUUUAUUUUUACAUAAAUGCACCGUAAUUUAAGCUUUAAAACCGCAACGUUACCUCUCUGCCUCAUGGCAAUUGCAGGAUAUUAUCUUUUAAAGCUGCAACAACAAAACAUCUCUGCCCCGUGACACAAUGUGUAGAAUUGCAGGAAAUUUGCUUGGAAACUUAAACAUUUUCUCUCCGAUGCCAAGAGGCCUUUUUAAAUGUUCUUUCACCGGGCCCAAGACUUGGUUCGUUAAGUCAUGCACUGCAGACAUCAUACUAAAACUCCUUGUAUGCUAUUUUUAUCACACUCGAGUUGUGUUCUGAUUAUGAGGGGGUCCCUGAUAUCACAAAAGGGGUCCCCUGCCCCAAAAAGUUUGAGAACCCCUGGAGUAGACGAAUGGUUCUGCUCGCCACCAAUUCACACAUCAUACAGAUAAGCCAUAAUGACACACUAUAGAACACCUACAGUAUACUAAACUCAAACUUCCACAAUGCCCACCAUACUCUAAAAAGACAGUAACUCCAAAAUCUAGCUACCAGAUCAGGCAUUGUGUAUGCUACAUGGUUAUUGUACCUGCUUUGAACACAAGGAUAAAGAUACACAUCCAGUGCAUUCGGAAAGUAUUCAGACCCCUUGACUUUUUCCACUUUUUCUUACAUUACAGCCCUAUUCUAAAAUUGAUUACAUAAUUUUUUUCCCUCAUCAAUCUACACACAAUACCCCAUAAUGACAAAGAAAAAACAAAAAUACCUUAUUUACUUACAUAAGUAUUCAGACCCUUUGCUAUGAGACUCGAAAUUGAGAUCAGGUGUAUCCUGUUUCCAUUGAUCAUCCUUGAGAUGUUUCUACAACUUGAUUGGAGUCCACCUGUGGUAAAUUAAAAGGCACACACCUGUCUAUAUAAGGUCCCACAGUUGACAGUACACGUCAGAGCAAAAACCAAGCCAUGAGGUCUAAGGAAUUGUCUGUAGAGCGCCGAGACAGGAUUGUGUCGAAGCACAGAUCUGGGGAAGGGUACCAACACAUUUCUGCAGCAUUGAAGGUCCCUAAGAACACAGUGGCCUCCAUCAUUCUUAAAUGGAAGAUGUUUGGAACCACCAAGACUCUUCCUAGAGCUGGCCUCCCGGCCAAACUGAGCAAUCGGGGGAGAAGGGCCUUGGUUAGGGAGGUGACCAAGAACCCGAUGGUCACUCUGAUAGAGCUCCAGAGUUCCUCUGUGGAGAUGGGGGAACCUACCAGAAGGACAACCAUCUCUGCAGCACUCCACUAAUCAGGCCUUUAUGGUAGAGUGGCCAGACGGAAGCCACUCAGUAAAAGGCACAUGACAGCCCGCUUGGAGUUUGCAAAAGGCACCUAAAGACUCUCAGACCAUGAGAAACAAGAUUCUCUGGUCAGAUGAAACCAAGAUUGAACUCUUUGUCCUGAAUGCCAAGCGGGACGUCUGGAGGAAACCUGACACCAUCCCUACGGUGACGCAUGGUGGUGGCAGCAUCAUGCUGUGGGGAUGUUUUUCAGCAGCAGGGACUUGGAGUCAGGAUCGAGGGAAAGAUGAACAGAGCAAAGUAUAGAGAGAUCCUUGAUGAAAACCUGCUCCAGAGCGCUCAGGACCUCAGACUGGGGCGAAGGUUCACCUUCCAACAGGACAACGACCCUAACGCUUCGAACACACCGACUGCGUCAUUGCGCAAAAUAGUAUGCAGCAUCAUCUAGAUAUGUGUGCAACAAAAGUUCAACAUUCACCUUCUGCUGCCAUUUCUGUCAACCCGUUUACGCAUACAGUUUGACGCAUACGUUCGAUAUAUCCAACAUAUGCACCACACAGAACGCACUGCCUCUGCAACGCAAUGCCGCAAAGCAAACGCAGCGUUCCAUUGGAAAUUAAUGUACUUCUGGUAUACCAAAACGCAAUGACGCAGUUGGUGUGUUCAAAGCGUAAGCCCACAGCCAAGACAACGCAGGAGUGGCUUCAGGACAAGUCUCUGAAUGUCGUUGAGUGGCUCAGCCAGAGCCCGGACUUGAACCUGAUCAAACAUCUCUGGAGAGACCUGAAAAUAGCUGUGCAGCAAUGCUCCCCAUUCAACCUGACAGAGCUUGGGAGAAACUCCACAAAUACAGGUGUGCCAAGCUUGUAGCGUCAUACCCAAGAAGACUCGAGGCUGUAAUUGCUGCCAAAGGUGCUUCAACAAAGUACUGAGUAAAGGGUCAGAAUUCUUAUGUAAAUGUGAUAUUACAGUUUUUUUAUUUUUAAUACAUUUCUAAACAUUUCUAAAAACGUGUUUUUGCUUUGUCAUUAUGGGGUAUUGUGUGUAGAUUGAUGAGGGGGGGGGGAAAACAACAAUUUAAUCAAUUUUAGAAUAAGGCUGUAACAUAACAAAAUGUGGAAAAAGUGAAGGGGUCUGAAUACUUUCCGAAUGCACUGUAUAUGGCUUACAGCAUGAAACCAGAUGAAAAUUAUUUCCACCUAUGGGGACCGGCAGGGGCGGACUGGCCAUCUGGCAUUUUGGCCCAAUGCCAGAUGGGCUGGUCCAUUUUUAGCCCAGUUGGUCUGUCUAACUAGUUAAUUUUUUGGUGUGCAAAAUGAUAAUUAUUUGAUGAAUAAUGGGGGCCUCAAGGCAAAAAUGGGCCAGUGUGGGGGCCUCGAGGAAAAAAAUGGGCCGGUGUGUCAGAAAUGUCAGUCCGCCCCUGGGGAUCGGUAUUUGUAAGAGUGUUUAUAGACUGCACACUAAAUGUUUUAUUACUUUUAGGAGGUAAAUCAUUGGCAUAGCGUCAUGAAAUGCUUGCAGUGCCCCUUUUUAUCUUCAUGUAGCCUGUAUUGUAUUGGGAUGGAAGGUGUUGCGUAUGCAGCUAGUUGUUACUUGGUACAUUAACCCACUUUGGCUGCUUUGAUGUUAUAUAAAAGUUAAUGCACUAUUUUAUUUUAACUAAACCUAAACUAUGUUUUUCCUCUAGCUGGGCUUGAUGUUAUUCAUGUUCAUUGCUAGCUGUUGACUGGUCAUUUAUUUCUCUACUGUUGACUAGUCAUUUAUUUAUCUACUUUAGUAAUGAUUCGGAUUCUUUACUUUUAAUUACAUUCCAAAUGGAUGGAUUGAUGGAUGAAAGAAUUUAUGUAUUAAUCAAUGAAUGUCUACGUUGAGGCAAGGCAAACAUACGGAAGUCGUUACUGUUUACAAGUCUGCUCUUCAGUCUGUAUAAUGCUGCUCAACAUGUUUUAUACAGUACCAGUACAUUCUUUGUGAGGCAUUUUUUCACUUCGUCAUUAUGGGGUAUUGUGUGUAGAGAGGUAAGGGGUAAAUAAAUAUUUUUUAUUCAUUUUGAAGUCCGGCUGUGACACAAAAAAAAAGAGUUGAAUAAGUCAAGGGGAAUGAAUACUUUCUGAAGGCACUGUAGGUAUCACAAGGCAAGUUUGACAUCUGUGUUGGUCUGUACAGUUAUCGUUUGUAAAAUAAAACUAUAAUUUUGUAUACUGUUUAUUGUUGAAAUGACCAAUGGGUGGCGCUGCACUCCCUUAAAGAAUGGAGUGCAGCAUACCACAACUCAUUCCAUGGGUGUUAGGGGAAGUGUGAUCGACGGCACUCAUGUUAACUGCACUCUGAUAGCCAUGCUCUUUGACCAAACAGGGGUGCCAAGGGCUUUCCUAGAGGCCAUAUCAUUUUCCCAAAGUCCACUUUCACACUCCCCAUUAUGGAUUUAAAAGCAUUUGAUUGGUGGUUGAUGAGCACUAGCUGUAUGCAGCACCACCAACAAUUAGUGAAGUGGUAAAUAGAGAGCCGGAGUUCCAAAUCAGACGUAGUGGCCUUUUCUCAAUUGGGAAAAAUGAUGUCCUCCUACGUCCUCCUCUUCUCUUUGCUCCUCUCCUCGAUUGCCUCCGCCGACGGAAGAUAACUGUAAGUCGCUCUGGAUAAGAGCGUCUGCUAAAUGACAAAAAAUGUAAAUGUAAUGUAAAUGUAUCCUACCGUGGAAGAGUUUUGAAAUCUGCCACAUCCCCUUUGAAUCAGCCAUUGUUUUCUCAUGUAGAAUAGCAUGCACACAUUUAGAAACGAUAUGCUACUUAUCCUUUUAUAUAUAAAAUAUCUAGCAUAACUAGCUACAUUUCUUUUGACCACUAGACAUAUGUAUUUUGGGAAUCUUCCUCUGUAAAUGUAAAUUUCCUGAUGACACGCUAGUGGGACAGGAGAGUAAUUUCAUACAAGCACAUUUGUUUCCACAUUUCCUCGACUCGACUAACUUUGACCUUUUCCAAAAGGAGGCGAGGAGAGGACGCGAGGAAUCGAGCAUAUCCAAUUGCGAUUCUCCCAGUGUGUUUAUGGUGGAGGAAAGCAUGAGCUCUUCAAGGCCUUUGUGAAGGAAUGACUGACCCUUGGACCAGGGCCUGGUUAAAGCCUCUCUCCAACAAUGAUCAGCCAAUGAGGGAGCAGGGGAGCUGAAUGACCCAUGUGUUUAAUUACUGUAUAGGAUACCUGUGUCAAGGAUACGCAUGGAUCUAUGUUAGGAUAAUUUGUGUGCCUAUAUGAAUGCAGCUCCUACAAUGGUAAGUUUGGAUAAGUUGUCUUUAUAUUAUCUAUAUGGCUUCCCAUAUGGAAAGCAGUUCAUUAGCAAGUUUCUAUGAGUAUUAGUUGUAUGAAAUGACAAAAUUGUAGCCUAACUGAAAUUAGUACUGAUUGCAAGAUAAUAUUUAACUUUUUUAAUUCAUUUGAAAAGUCCUCAAAUGAUUCUAAAUCAGUCAUACUUUAUAAUUAGAUAAUAAUACAAGUGCUUCUUAUAUAAACUUCUUAUAAUUAAGUCAAACCGGAGUGAAGUAAGGCUAAGUGAAUUUAUAGGGGGCAUCGCAUCUCACAUAUCUAUCGCGACACCGUUGUCCUUCAAACCUGUUCUACUUUUCUCUUUAUGUCACCAUGUGUUUCUAGAAAACAAUGUUAUCUCUUCCUUGCUAUUCUUGUCAAUGUGCUGUCUAAACAUUGCAUUUGUUUGUACAGUGCACAGAGCCUGAGACGAAAACGGACCAAAUGAAUGUUAAAGGAAAACCCCACUCAAAAAUCUUUGGUAUUUUUUUCAUUAGUCCGCUAUUGAUACAGUCCCAAAAUGUUUUGCAUGUCAGGAGUCAAGUUUUCAAGAUAUUGUCACUUGCCACAUCAUCAUUAUGAUGCAAAAUGCUAAUGAAAUUAAUGAAAAUAAAUACCAAAAUAUAGUUUUUGAGUGGAUUUUUCCUAAAAAUCUAAAAACCUGAAGUCAAAGUUUAUGAGAAAACAUUUGUCACUAACCCAAAAAUGUGGGGUGUGCAAAUCAAAAGCUUAAAGCUUGUUUGGUGCGUAAAUGAUGAGCUUGUUGAUGACCAUGAUGAAGGUAAAUCGCUCUCCUUUCUCUCUCUCCAUCUCUCUUCUCUCUCACACACACACACACCAGUGGCAGUGAGAGCCGUUUAAGAUGAGGGAGGACGAUUAUUUAUUUUUAUGAGCAUGGCCUUAUUUCUAUUACAGAAUAUUGGAUGACUGUCAUUCAUAUUCCAUUCACCCAACUCAAUGUAACAUCAAUAGGUUUAUGCUACUACAUGAUAAUCAAAUAUUCUUAAUACCCAUCAUGGGGUUGCUACAACCUAGCCUAUGAAUGAAAGUUUACAAUGUAGGUGCACAACUCAAGAGAAAAAUUAGAGUAAUCAAGGUGAGACAGAUAGUGACAUUCAAUACCGCCUUGCACACUCUUGCCUGUAUCUAUGCGUCUAGCUGAUCUAGGGCGUAAUCAUUAGCCAACAGUUGCAAACAAGAGUUUCUAUUGGACAAAUUCAGGUAUGUUUAUCUGAAUUUAGUUUCCGUUUUAAGAAAGGUUUUUCAACAGAAUCGGUGGAUUGAAUACACCUCUGAUCACACGCAAACACAGUUCACUUUCAUAGCAGCCACAUACAAACAGCAUGAUUACUUUGCUCGUUGUAUAAUUCCUUCUUGCAUCUAUGCGUUCUCCUCCUCUCACCUUUUCCCUUCGCUUGUGCACAACACAUCAGCUGUCUGUGACCAGGCGAAAAAAAACGUUCCAAGCCAAACCUUCAUAUCAUAACCGCUAACCUCUACACACAGCCUACAUUGUCACCAUAUUAGCUAAUGUCAUAGUCAACAUAGCUAAUAGAACGGGUUAGUAAACCCGCUACAAUCAUGCAGUACAGUGUACAGUCAGCAAGCAGUUUAGCAGUUACACCGGCGGGCCCCGGUGGCAAUAAACUAAUCAAACCAAAAGCUUACCUUGACUUGGAAGAGUUCCAGUGUUGGAUAGCCAUAGCCAGCUAGCUAACAUAGCAUCCCUCUCUGUUUGAGCCAGGUGUUUGAGUAACUAAACUAGCUAGCUGCAUUCGCUAGCUAAGUAAGUGAAAGUGAAAAAAAAAGGAAAUAAAGCUCCCUCGCUUGCUUUUCCUUCAUUUUUAAAGAAAUUAAUUUGUUCAAAAGUGUUAGAUUGUCUCUCUCUUUGAGUCAACUAUUCACCACAUUUUAUGCACAGCAGUGCUUGCUAGCUGUAGCUUAUGCUUUCAGUACUAGAUUCAUUCUCUGGUCCUUUGAUUUACUGGACAACAUGUCAGUUCAUGCUGCAAGAGCUCUGAUAGGUUGGAGGUCGUCCUCCGGAAGUUGUCAUAAUUACUGUGUAAGUCUACGGAAGGGGGUGAGAACCAUGAGCCUCCUAGGUUUUGUAUUGAAGUCAAUGUACCCAGAGGAGGACGGAAACUUGCUGUCCUCCGGCUACACCAUGGUGCUACCCUACAGAGUGCUGUUGAGGCUACUGUAUACCAUUGCAAAACAGUGUGUUUUAAUCAAUUAUUUGGUGACGUAUAGAUUUAUCUAAAAAGGACAACUUUUUUAAAUGUUUCACUAUUUAUAUUUUUGUGAAAUGCACUGAGGAGGAUGGUUCUCCCCUUCCUCCUCUGAGGAGCCUCCACUGACAAACACACACACACACACACACACAGUGAACACUCAAGGUCUGAAUCAUGUCAGAUAAUCACAGGAAAGGGAUGUGUGUAUGUUUCUAUUUUGAGCUGGGCCCAUGUUGAGCAAGAGCCUUUCAGGAAAUACAUGAUUGAGGCUCUGACGAAUAUGGAGUAACUUAAUAUUAGGAAGGUGUUCUUAAUGUUUGGUAUACUCAGUGUAUACUAUCAUGACAUUUAUAGGAACAAUAAUGCAAUAGAGAGCUGAGCUACAGUCCAAUGGUCUCGGUUUUCUCUCAGUCUCCAGAAAUGAACAGACUGUUCUACAUAUGUUUGAUGUUUUUAUAGUUGAAUAUAGCAUUCGGUAGCUUCUGUUAGCCUGAUAACACAGCAUUGAUGUCUCUCACAAAUUCUUCUCAAAAGGUUGUUAUGCGUUAGAAUUGUUAAUAGUAUCAAGGCUUCCAUUGUAUUCCACCCCAGAAAGUGUUGUGUUAACUUGUUGUGUGUUGUGUUCCAGUCACGGAGGUCUUGGAUUGAAGACACCUUCUGCAAGAGAGCUUGUGGUAAAUUCAUCCCAGCAUGCCGAGACCUACACAGGUGAUUUGCUGAACAGUGUCAAAAUCUCAUAUGAUAAUUAACAGUAGUGCUUGAAUUAUGAUAUUUACCAUGGUAGGCAGAAAUGCAAAAACCUUUGGCAACUAUACUAACUGUUCCAGGAAAAGCGGUUAUGUUGCUGAUGUAUCAUUUCCUGUUUAUUGCAGAUGUUUUCCAAUGUGUCAAGUAUGCCAAAACCUAAUAAGGUAUGACUUUGCUGACUGUAUGUGUGUUUGUGUGUGUGUGCAUGUUUUGAGAGUGAGAUUGUCCAUUUUAGUGUAAAAGUACACUUACAGACAGUAAUUCCAUAUUUACUGAGUAUACAAAACAUUAAGAACUUUCCAUGACAUAGACUGACCAGGUGAAUCCAGGUGAAAGCUAUGAUCCCUUAUUGAUGUCACUUGUUAAAUCCACUUCAAUCAGUGUAGAUGAAAGGGAGGAGACAGGUUAAAGAAGGAUUUUUAAGCUUUGAGACAAUUGAGACAUGGAUUGUGUAUGUGUGCCAUUCAGAGGGUGAAUUUUGUAUAUAUAUUUUUUGCCUUUGAACUGGGUAUGGUAGUAGGUGCCAGGCGCACCGGUUUGGGGGGGGGGGCGCGCAACUUAAUAUUAGGAAGGUGUUCUUAAUGUUUGGUAUACUAUCAUGACAUUUAUAGGAACAAUAAUUCAUUUCUGUGCCAAUGUUUUACAACCAGAAAGGUUUGAGUUUUGCCACUCUCCCCCUAACCCCCAGAUGCUGCUGUGGACGUCUGGUAGGGGAGCACACCUGGCUGGAGACUGGCCCCUCCAUGUCCAGCUGGCCUGGGCCUGGGGCAGGGCAGGAAGAUGAGUGGUCAGUGGAGUGCCACACACAAGCCAGUGCCACCGAUGCCUACGGAACCAUUGACUUCCAGGACAGUGCUGGACGUAACUGCCAUGCCAAGGUCUGUAGCUAUUGCUGCGUUCCUGUGCUAGUCGGAACUCAGAAAUAUCCAACUGGGGAAACUAGGAGUGCAAUGAUGCUACCUGAGAUUCUCACUUGUAUUUACCAUUUAGAAGUUUGAUAGGAACGGUUUUUGACGUCGGAAACACAGAGUAACAAAAAUGUGGUGUUUGUGUGUCAAUCUGUGUGAAUGGGCAAUAUGCCAACUGCAGUGUAAUGCCAAAUAGGAUGCCAACGAGGACUAGCUGUUAUCUCAUAUGAAUGUGUUUGACCUGACCAUGCUUUAUGUGUUGACCAUUCAGUACGUUCGUGUUGCGGUCGAUUCCAAGCCUGAGGCUCUGCUGCAGCUGAUGCGGAGUGAGUGGCAGAUGGAACGUCCUAAACUACUGUUGACGGUUCAUGGGGGGGCAGAGAACUUCCCCCUCCCCCUCAAGGUUAGACAGGCCUUCAGCAAAGGCCUGAUCACCGCAGCCCAGAGCACUGGAGCCUGGAUACUCACAGACGGCAUCAACACAGGUAACGCUGAUGAAUUUUGCAAUUGGCCUUUAACUAAGACAGUAAGCACGUGUGGAUGUGAGCAUAUGUGUGUGAUUUUGGUCUCACCUUACAUUUAUUAAACUGUGUGUGUGGUGUGUAUUACAUGUUAAUAUGUGUUGUAGAUCUGUUUAUAUGUGUUCGUAUGUAUGUAAGUGGACUGAGAAUCUGCCCCUCCUAGGUGUGUCCCGGUACGUAGGGGAGGCUGUGAAAACAUAUGGCACCCAUGACCUCAGGAAGAGGAACGCUGUAGGGGUCACGCCCUGGGGCGUAAUUGACAACCACAGUGACCUUAUAGGGAGAGAUGUGAGUGUUGUUCUUUGUAAAGAUAUCAGUGCUUUUAAGGAAAGUUUCAAAUUAAAUCACACUUUCACAUUAUAAGAAGGUUUGCAGUAUUUUUUGCACGGAUCUGUACUCAUUUGCGCCAUGAAAAUGUCACCUUUUAUCUUUCUUGAGCUGCCAUGUGCUCUCACUUUCCCGCUUAGCCUAUCCCAUACCCUCUUCUGUUUUCUCUCUGGCCUGCUCUCUGACCUGUGUUCUGAUACCUGACCCAGGUGCUCAGGCCUUACCAGCCUCUGGGAAACCCCUUGAGUAAGAGGGUGUGUCUGAACGGCCUGCACUCCCACUUCCUGUUAGUGGACGAUGGAACUCUGGGAAAACAUGGCUGCCAGCUGGGACUGAGGAGGAAGCUGGAGAGACACAUUCAACUGCAGAAGAUCCACCCUAGUGAGUGUGUGUGUGACUGUGUGUGUGUAAAAGAGAGAGCAUGUGUAUGUGAAUGUGUGUGAGAAAGAGAGAGAGAUUGCAUUGCAGUGUGUGUGUGUGAGAAAGAGAGUAUUGUAAUACACGUGUGUAACAGUAUGUCUGUCUGUCUGUCUGUCUGUGUGUGUGUGAUGUUUCUCUCUCUGGCAGGGCUUAACCAGGGUGUGCCAGUGGUGUGUGUGGUGGUGGAGGGUGGCCCUGACAUUGUGUCCAUGGUGCUAGAGUACGUGAGCAGUGUGCCCCCCGUGCCUGUGUUUGUCUUCGAGGGAUCAGGUCGGGCGGCUGACUUGCUGGCAUUCUUACACAAACAGACUGCUAUGGACAGGUGUGGAGUACCACUGUAGUCAUACAUAUAAUGGCUGUUACGUGUUGAAGACUUUGGUGUUCAUGUAGAGCAGCGUUUCCCAAACUCGGUCCUCGGGACCCCUAGGGGUGCACGUUUUGGUUUUUACUCUAGUACUACACAGCUGAUUCAAAUAAUCAAAGCUUGAUGAUUAGUUGAUUGUUUGAAUCAGCUGUGUAGUGCUAGGGCAAAAACCAAAACAUGCACCCCUUGGGGUUCCGAGGACCGAGUUUGGGAAACACUGAUGUAGAGCAAGGACUGGCAACUUUGAUGGGGGUGGGGGCCACAAAAAACCUAACUCAUCAUGAGGGGCUGCAGUGGCUUGUGCGUCUCCGUAUCCACAUCCAUACCUCCGCCUUGUGAGCAAAACAUUUUAGCGGCCCCCCUCGUGACAGCGAAAAUAUAUAUUUUUUUGUUUUGAAGUUAAUUUCCUGCAAUUCUGCACAUUUUGCCAUGGGGAGUAGAGAAAAUGUUGCCGUUUUAAAGCAAGUUUGCUGAGCCCUCACCCAGUGGGAGGCCCAGAGUUUUACCUGGUCAGGUUACAGGCUGAGGAAAAUCUCAGGGCUCAUAUAUCUUCGUAGUCAGUGUGUAUCCUGUAUACUCUAUCUAGGUGUACAGAGGCAUAACACAGGCCGUAUUUGGGGGCCAAAACAUGCCAACUGAGAAAUGAGAGAGGAGGCAUGUGUAUGAGGUAGCUUGCUAACCAGAGCUCAGAUCUUAGCAUGUGGUUGUGCCAAAAGGACCAAGGUUGUUAGCCUAUGUCUUACUUCACUGGUGUACUGGUGCACCAGUAUAUGCUUACUAUGUUGGUACUGUAUACAGGGUGCUGGACACAGACAUCAAGGAGGACUUCCUGCUGAGGAUAGGGGGCAUGUUUGGUCUGGAGAGAGCAGACGCCAGCCAGCUCUACAACCUUCUGAUGGAGAGUAUGGACUACAGACAGUCUGUGAGUAAUGUGACUGUGGGCCGGUUUCCCGGACACAGAUUAAGCCUAGUCAUGGACUAAAAUGCACUUUCAAUUGAGAUUCUCCUUUGAGAAUGAUUUUCAAUCCAGGACUAGGUUUAACCUGGGGAAACCAUCCCAUCCUCACCCAUUUCUAUCUUUAUAAAACACAGAUCACAAUCUUCGACUCUGAGGAUCAACAGGAGGCAGACUGCGCCAUUUUGACGGCCACACUGAAAGGUACACCUUCUCCUGCCCUUUAUGGCUGUGUCAUUCACUGGAAUGUGUGAUGUCAUUGAGUAUACUCAGAUGAGACUUGACCCAGUCCUGUCUUGUCUGUUCUAUGUGUUCUCUGGGCUGAAUCCCAACUUGAAAUCUGAGUUUUCACUCAAAGGACCUAUAGUUCUAUGCAUGAUCUACAAAAGUUACGCAGGGCCGAUGUUGCGAUUGAGGCCACAGAUGUUGUGAUGAUUGACAGGCACCAAGGCGUCUCCUGCGGAGCAGCUCAGUACAGCUUUGGCGUGGGACCGAGCGGAUAUAGCUAAAAAACACAUCCUGGUGUAUGGCCAGCACUGGCAGGUAAAAACAACAACAACAAAACAACUCACACCCUACCGUUGUACUUACCUUUUUUGCACUAAAAAAUGCAUUUUCUUAUUAGCACUGACUUUGCUGAUAGCUUCUUUAUUGAGAAAAGUUUGAUUUACUAUGACUGUGAGAUGUGGUUGGCGUUCCUAGCCACUGUAAGAUGAAUGCACUAACUAUAAGUCUCUCUGGAGCGUCUGCUAAAUGACUCAAAUGUAAAUGUAUGACAGACCAGUGGGCAGGCAGGGCAAGGCUGCUUAAGCCUGCUACACGCUAAUCAAACGUUCCGACGGAGCGUCGUAUACGGUCCGUUCCAAAACUUCAGCGGCACAAAAGUACAUGGAACUACAUAUUAAUCAAAUGGCCACCCAGACUAUUUACAUUGACCCCCCCCCCCCCCUCCCCCCCCCAUGUACAAAUUACCUCGACUAACCUGUACCCCCGUACAUUGACUCGGUACCGGUACCCCCUGUAUAUAGCCUCGGUAUUGUUAUUUUAUUGUGUUACUUUUUAUUGUAUUUUUUACUUUAGUUUAUUUACUAAAUAUUUUCUUAACUCUAUUUUUUUAACUGCAUUGUUGGUUAAGGGCUUGUAAGUAAGCAUUUCACGGUAAGGUCUACAGCUGUUGUAUUCGGCGCAUGUGACAAAUACAAUUUGAUUUGAUUUAGAACUCUACGCAAACUACGCUCCGUUUGCAUAGUGUUUAGAGCGUCCUUGUUUAAUUUUUAUUUUAUUUUAUUCAGGAAGUAAACUGAAAUUGCUGUGCUUUUUUUGUUGUUAAUGUUUAUGUGUUUGAUGGUAUUGCAGUCAGGCUUUAUGGUGGGCUUGAUGGAAUGGUGGUGUUGGUGGUCUGUCUGUCUAGGUAGGCUCGUUGGAGCAGGCCAUGCUGGAUGCUCUGGUCAUGGACCGGGUCGGCUUUGUCAAACUCCUGAUCGACAACGGUAUGACAAUGAACCGCUUCCUGACCGUGUCACGCCUGGAAGAACUCUAUAACACGGUAAUGACUUGAUCACUUUCUCUCUCUUGUCAUCUUUUCAGCUCUGUAUUUAUGAGUUACAAUAUAUGAUAUGCUGUACGUAAAGAAGCAAUUCUGUGUUUUCCUAUUGACAGUACAUUAGCUAACUCAUAUACCACAAUUGCCAAAGCAGUGGUUGUAAUUGCAAUCACAGUAAUACAGUGUAAGUCUCUCAUUGGUUGUUUGGUUUUCCCACAGUUUGAAGAUAUUUUGUAGAUCACAGAGCUCUUUGUCAUGAGUAAAGCUGUGGAUGGUCUUUGGAGUUAUAAACAAUAUUAAAUAAUUCAUAACUUUGGAAAUAAUGAAGCUCAAACGGAGACAAGAAACACCAUAUAUUAUCAUAUACAGUUGUCAAAGUUUUUUUUCUAAAAGUUGAAAGGAUAACUUUUCAUCUGGUCUAUCACUUCAUUCCGUAGGAACAAAUGUUGUAUUGUAAUCCAGAUAACUAACCACUGAAGUCUGGUUUGCAUUUGGUGGUUACUGAGUUGAUUGUGGAUAAUGAAGACAUGACAUGCCAUUCUUUUUUAUAGCAGCAGGGACCAACAGACAAUUUCCUCCAUCACCUCGUGGAAGAUGUGAAACAGGUGAAUAUUGUGAAACUUGGUGAAAAUGUUAGCUUGUCGAAUGUGUAUGUCUACAGUAUUUUGCGAGUGGAAAUAUUCAGUUAAAAAAUACUCAGGUGUGUUUGUGUGUUUGUUUGUGUGUAGACCCAUAUAUCCAAAGGAUACAGAGUCUCCCUCAUAGACAUGGGGCAGGUGAUUGAGUACCUGAUAGGAGGAGCCUAUCGGAGCACAUACACACGGAAACACUUCCGGGCCUACUAUAACCGCCUACAUGCCCAUUGCAAGGUGAGAGACCAAGGUCACAUUUCAGGCUGACUAUUUUGCAGUUGCCUGCCAGAUCUCACAGCACCUGGGUAGGUGUUUAACAUACUGUAGGCCUAUCAGCUGACCACAUCAUAUGAUAUAGCAAUAUGAAGCCUGACUACACAGUCAAUGACAUGGCACGCAGCCAUUGGAUGCUGUAUGCACCACGACUGUAAAGUUGGCCUGAAACGCCGCCCAUGUUAGAUGUCUGUAUACAAGAUACCACCUUUGGGCCCUCAAGCAUUUCUGUAUAAACGGACACCAUUAAUAUAGCAGAUUUUCUCUUUUGAGUUGUUGUUGUCUUGUUUUUGUUUUGACAUUUUACCUUGUUAAAUACGCCUUUGUGUACUCUGCACUGAUUUGAGUGACCAUCAUUUCCAGGAGACUGGACGGGAUAGUUCAGGACCCCUUAACAAAAAGAGGAGGGCAGACUGCACCCUCCACCCGCACCAAAGCACUGACAGCAGUCCAUCACGGCCACCCUUCUUCCGCACUGCUCAGCCCUAUAAACGCAAGGUCUGUGAAAGAUAUGGGACCAGCCCAAACAAAUCUGUGACAGAACUAACAUGCCUCUUACAAACGAGAGGUAUUUUAAAGAAAAUUGUCUCCACUUACACACUGAAACACAAACACACAGGCUAUUGAUAGCUAGUACUGUAUAUUCUGUGGCUACAAAUACCCCCUGUACAUUAGUGUUCUUAUUGGCUGGCCGCCUCUCCCCACCCUCCUCUCUCUCUCUCCUCUAUCUCUACAGGAAAGAUCCAUGGUGCUCAGGGACCUGAAGGUGGGCCAGCAGCAGAGCUCCGAGCUGGGCGAGUCUCCUCUGUUUGUUUACAGCUUCAAUGACCUGUUUGUGUGGGCCGUGCUGCAGAGGCGGCAGCAGAUGGCGCUGUUUCUGUGGCAGCACGGGGAGGAGGCCAUGGCCCGGGCUACAGUUGCCUGUAAGCUGUAUGGUGCCAUGGCCUACGAGUUUCGGCAGAGCAACAUGGAUGACACCACGGCGGAGCAGCUCAAAACCUACUCUAUGUCAGUGUUUCCUCAUAGACAUAAAAUGUUUUAUGUAGUAGUAGUGUCGAGAGCUUGGGACUAUAAGAUUCUAUCUACAAAAAUAUGAUUCUGAGAUAAUUGGCUUUAAUGUUCUGAACAGUCAUUGGUUUGAAUGGUGGCAGUGAUUUUUAUCUUGUAUAUUUUUGAGCUUAACAACAUGAAUUGGAGUAUUUAGACUACUGUAUAGGUAGAGAGCCUUGUUCUGUUCAAUGUUAUGUCAAUAACAUUUAUUUUUAUUUUUAUGCAGAUAGAACCUUAUAGUCCCAAGCUCUCUGUGUGUCUCUGGGGUUUUGUGUAUGUUGUUUCAGCAGAGUGAACUUUUGUAGUUGUGUGUGUAUAUUACUAUGUUUCUGAGUGUGUGUUUUCCAGUCUGUGUUUCUCAAUGUUUGUGUGUUGUGGCAUGGAUGGCUGCAGGGACUUUGGUCAGCUGGCGGUGGAUGUGCUGGACCGUGCCUUCAGACAGAACGAGCGCAUGGCCAUGAAGCUGCUGACUUCGGAGAUGGAGGACUGGAGCCACUUCACCUGCCUGCAGAUGGCUGUGUCCUCCCGGCUCCGCCCCUUUGUCUCCCACUCCUGCACCCAGAUGCUGCUCACCGACCUGUGGACCGGCCGCCUCAACAUGAGGAAGAACUCCUGGUUCAAGGUCAGGCUCUCAAAGUCUAGGGGGGCAAAUUGUCUUCACAGAGGUCCGGAGGGCAGCCCUGUAUUGCCCUGCCGUCAAAAUCUGUGGGCCGCACUUACCAAGACAACUUACCAAGACAACUUACCAAGACAACUUACCAAGACAACUUAUAAUAAUAUGCCAUUUAGCAGACACUUUUAUCCAAAGCGACUUACAGUCAUGUGUGCAUACAUUUUUACGUAUGGGUGGUCGAGGGGAUCGAACCCACUACCCUGGCGUUACAAGCGCCAUGCUCUACCAAUUGAGCUACAGAGGACCAAGACAACUUACCAAGACAACUUACCAAGACAACUUACCAAGACAAUUUACUAAGACAACUUACCAAGACAACUUACCAAGACAACUUACCAAGACAAUUUACUAAGACAAUUUACUAAGACAACUUACCGAGACAAUUUACUAAGACAACUUACCGAGACAAUUUACUAAGACAACUUACCAAGACAAUUUACUAAGACAACUGCGGAUCGCAUUAAAUCAUGGGCCGUAUUGGGCCCAAGGCCCACCAGUUUGAGUGUUCAAGGCACUGUCUCCUUUAAAGAUUCUGAAAAGUAGAGCCAGUGCACCUGAGUGUUCUUUCCAUGCUAAGAUUGAUUGACAGCAUAAAUAAGCAGUAGUUCAAUUUUAUUUUGAGUCUAUUAAUGUCAGUCGAUGUUAUGCUGUUCCAGCAGUUACCUCAGAUUACUUGUGUUUAUGUGUCUGAAUCUUAUUCCUGUGUGUGUGUGUGUGUGUGUGUGUGUGUCAGAUCAUCCUGAGCAUCCUCAUGCCCCCUGCCAUCCUGCUAUUGGAGUUUAAGAGCCAGGCAGAGAUGUCCCAUGUGCCCCAGUCCCAGGAGGCUUUGCAGUUUGGUUGGGACACAGGAAGACCAGAGGCAGCCCAGGAGGGGGGGCAUACGGUAACUAAGGUUCCAAAAUGUACACCAUACCAGUCUCCCUGAAUUUCAGUCCUUCCAGUUCCUGUCUGUCAUGGCAUUCUAAUCUCAGUUUGAUGCUAAUGUUGAUACCAGGGUCAUAUUUAUUAGGAACCAAAUGGUAGAAAAUGGACUGAAACAGGGAGGGACUUUGCUCAUUAUUGAUUUCCGUUGCAAAGCGUUUUCUGUUGUGUGCUCUAAUGAACGUGACCCUGAUGUCUUGGUUCUCUGAAGGAUGGCCAGGAUGCGGAGAAGGGAUCAGCAUGGUGGGAGAGUUGCUCAGACCCCGAAGCUGACACAAUCACACCCGUUACCACCCAGUGUUUCUUCUGGACCAGGAGGCUGUACGAUUUCUACACCGCUCCUGUCGUCAAGUUCUGGUUCCACACGGUGAGCUAGCAGCAUGCACUCAUUAUACUCUUCUAAGCCUCAUGACAUGCAUAUUAUAUAAAGAGGGACCUUCUUUGUUGAAAAUAUUUCUCAGUCUGAAAUGAUUGACUGGGAUUAGACUAGAUCCCUUUUUCAUUGUGCUCACUCUGGUCCAUGUGUCUGAUGCUGUUUCACUGUGUGGUCUAGAUGUCCUACCUGGCCUUUCUCAUGCUGUUCUCCUACACUGUUCUGGUAAAGAUGGAGGACCGGCCCAGCACUCAGGAGUGGCUGGUCAUUGCCUAUAUUAUAUCCACCGCUGUGGAGAAAACAAGAGAGGUGAGUGUUGUUAUGAUAUGGAUGGUAGUUUAAUUGUUAGCAUACAGUUAGGCAACACACUACCAGGAUACACUUCCACGCUCCAUUCCCAGGUGGCAGCACCAACCGGGUCAGGGCAGGUGCUAUGCCAAGCCUUAUUAAGCCCACGGGUGGAAGAAUCGAAAGAUGAUUAGUGUGCAAGCUUGCAGAACCGAGAGGCUGCAGGUUUUUUUUUCUUGGUGGCCAUGUGGCUUUUGGUUUUAGGUUGAAUCCUUCGUUUUGGACAUGUCCUUUUUAGUUUAUUUUAGUUUAUAUGUAUUUCGGUCACCAUUUUGAAUGAACAAUAAUCCGCUCGGGCUAGCCGACACAUGAGGAGUCAAGAAUGAGCUGGACCGAAGGUUGCUUUCUCCUUAAAUCAGGUUACAGGCCAGUUAACUAAGCCUAGGACUUAGCGAGCGUAUCAAUAUUAGCAGGCUAGUUAUUGGUUCCGUAACAGUGUGUAUAAUAAGUUGAAGACUAAACCUGCCCUGACACACGAGGCUGUCUUAUCUCUGGCACGUUAGACUCAAAGGUCUGACACAGCUUAUAUGUUACACCUGAAAGGGUCUCUCUCUCACAUCUCUCUCUUUCUUUCCUCUCUUAUUCCAUCUCUAUAUCUCUAUAUCUCUCUUUCCCUCUCUUUCUAUUUCUCCUCUCUCACUCCCUCCCUCCCACUCUGUCUCUGUCUCGUUCUCUCUCAUAUGUUCUCCCCCUCUUUUAUCACUGUUCAACCUCGUACCCGUCAGAGGUGUGGACUCGAGUCACAAAUUUGAUGACUUGAGACUCGACUUGAUAGAAAAUAAAAUAACUUGAGACUUGACUUGGAGCCUCAAGACUCGGGACUCGACUUUGACUUGAGACUGAUGACUUGAAAAUGAUCUGGCCAGCUUUUGUAAUGUUUUGUCACUCAUUAAUCUCCACACAGUCAGAAACUGUAGCCGCAGAAUGCCAGCAUCACAAUUGCAAUAAAAAUGAAGAAAGUGCAACAGAUUGGCUAGCGAAACGCACACUCGACCCUCUGAUUGGACAAGCAAACUGUCAAUCAACACAGGUCGGGUGAGCCAGCGCAUUAGAAGGUUUUGGGGGAUGACGACUCUCGAGUGUGACAUUUUUAUAUUUUUUCAUACAUAUAGCCUACCAUUUGUAUUUUAUAUUUAUACUUUUGCUUAUUCAAUCUGGUCACUAACAGAAGCCUACUACAUUGCACAAAAAGUAUUGUUUCAAAAACAUCUAAUCCUAACCCAUUCAUAGACACUAACACCUGUUGAUAAUAGCAUCUUCUGGCUGGGGGAGUUUUGUUAAGAUCCCUGAUGCUCAUUCUGAACGUUAAAAUGCAUCGCUUGCGGUACAAUUUUGGAAACUUAAGGAACAUAUCUUUCAUAUCAGUGAAUACAUAAUUUUCAAAAAACUAAAGAUUCAAUUACUACACACCUUUAUAGGGUUAGGGUUCCCACACAUUCAUAUUUCCAUGUUGCAGCACUUGAAAACAGACAAAGGCGUGCCUGUGCUAGUUAGCUAUCUGCGUCUCCGAACACCUGUGUGCAAACAUUAGAAGGAUGACACAAAUGUGUUGUCACUGAAAAAUACUGUUGGCUGCAACUGUGAUUUAUAACGGGGUGCUGCAGCACCCUGAGCAGCCCUACUUCCCGCGGCUACGUAUAUCUAUGGUUAAAUGGUGGUGCAAUUUGUUUUUCCCCUUUUCCUGUUUUUGUGAACAAAAUGUGCAAUUCACUCUCUGACCUGUGAAAGGCAGUAAUAUGCAACAAAGCGUCUAGUCCUGUGAGUAGGCAGAGGCCAAUAGAGAAUGAUAGGAGUAAAGUGCUUCAGUAAGGUUGGUUUCAUUUUUCUCUGCUGAUACAGGAGUAAUAAAGGCCUACAGCACUAAUUUGGUGAUUUUAAUUUUAACAUUCAUUAUUUUUGGAUUGUGAUUUAUCAAGUGGUGCUGCAGCACCCUCAGCAGCCCUACUUCCCGCGGCUAUGAACGUUAGGCUCCAUUAGUCCAUUAUUGAGCUAAUCUAAUCCAUGCUUCAGAACCAAAAAGUUGCCUGUCUUGACUGUUGACCAAUGACCAGUCAUCAGCAUUGGUGUGCAAAGGCGGGAGCACAUAUCCAGAUUAGUGACCAGAAAGCACUUGUUUAAUUUUCUCUGGCAAAAAACAGAGUAGCCUACCUACAUUCAUAUUAUCCAUAGAAAAUACACUUUAUCUUUGCCAGAAGAAUAGGCUACCUGGUGAUUUCAUUGAUCAUUUUCAUAUUUCAGAUAGGCCUAGUUUUGGUGGGUUAUACUGUGUGUGUAUGUAUGUACAGUGGGGGAAAAAAGUAUUUAGUCAGCCACCAAUUGUGCAAGUUCUCCCACUUAAAAAGAUGAGAGAGGCUUGUAAUUUUCAUCAUAGGUACACGUCAACUAUGACAGACAAAUUGAGAAUUUUUUUUCUCCAGAAAAUCACAUAGUAGGAUUUUUUAUGAAUUUAUUUGCAAAUUAUGGUGGAAAAUAAGUAUUUGGUCAAUAACAAAAGUUUCUCAAUACUUUGUUAUAUACCCUUUGUUGGCAAUGACACAGGUCAAACGUUUUCUGUAAGUCUUCACAAGGUUUUCACACACUGUUGCUGGUAUUUUGGCCCAUUCCUCCAUGCAGAUAUCCUCUAGAGCAGUGAUGUUUUGGGGCUGUCGCUGGGCAACACGGACUUUCAACUCCCUCCAAAGAUUUUCUAUGGGGUUGAGAUCUGGAGACUGGCUAGGCCACUUCAGGACCUUGAAAUGCUUCUUACGAAGCCACUCCUUCGUUGCCCGGGCGGUGUGUUUGGGAUCAUUGUCAUGCUGAAAGACCCAGCCACGUUUCAUCUUCAAUGCCCUUGCUGAUGGGAGGAGGUUUUCACUCAAAAUCUCACGAUACAUGGCCCCAUUCAUUCUUUCCUUUACACGGAUCAGUCGUCCUGGUCCCUUUGCAGAAAAACAGCCCCAAAGCAUGAUGUUUCCACCCCCAUGCUUCACAGUAGGUAUGGUGUUCUUUGGAUGCAACUCAGCAUUCUUUGUCCUCCAAACACAACGAGUUGAGUUUUUACCAAAAAGUUCUAUUUUGGUUUCAUCUGACCAUAUGACAUUCUCCCAAUCCUCUUCUGGAUCAUCCAAAUGCACUCUAGCAAACUUCAGAUGGGCCUGGACAUGUACUGGCUUAAGCAGUGGGACACGUCUGGCACUGCAGGAUUUGAGUCCCUGGCGACGUAGUGUGUUACUGAUGGUAGGCUUUGUUACUUUGGUCCCAGCUCUCUGCAGGUCAUUCACUAGGUCCCCCCGUGUGGUUCUGGGAUUUUUGCUCACCGUUCUUGUGAUCAUUUUGACCCCACGGGGUGAGAUCUUGCGUGGAGCCCCAGAUCGAGGGAGAUUAUCAGUGGUCUUGUAUGUCUUCCAUUUCCUAAUAAUUGCUCCCACAGUUGAUUUCUUCAAACCAAGCUGCUUACCUAUUGCAGAUUCAGUCUUCCCAGCCUGGUGCAGGUCUACAAUUUUGUUUCUGGUGUCCUUUGACAGCUCUUUGGUCUUGGCCAUAGUGGAGUUUGGAGUGUGACUGUUUGAGGUUGUGGACAGGUGUCUUUUAUACUGAUAACAAGUUCAAACAGGUGCCAUUAAUACAGGUAACGAGUGGAGGACAGAGGAGCCUCUUAAAGAAGAAGUUACAGGUCUGUGAGAGCCAGAAAUCUUGCUUGUUUGUAGGUGACCAAAUACUUAUUUUCCACCAUAAUUUGAAAAUAAAUUCAUUAAAAAUCCUACAAUGUGAUUUUCUGGAUAAUUUUUUCUCAAUUUGUCUGUCAUAGUUGACGUAUACCUAUGAUGAAAAUUACAGGCUUCUCUCAUCUUUUUAAGUGGGAGAACUUGCACAAUUGGUGGCUGACUAAAUACUUUUUUCCCCCACUGUGUGUAUAUAUAUAUAUAUAUAUAUAUAUACACAUUAUCUCACAAAAGAGUACACCCCUCACAUUUUACUGAAGAAAUGACACUUUGCUACAAUGUAAAGUAGUGAGUGUACAGCUUGUAUAACAGUGUAAAUUUGCUGUCCCCUCAACAUAACUCAACACACAGCCAUUCAUGUCUAAACCGCUGGCAACAAAAGUGAGUACACCCCCUAAGUGAAAAUGUCCAAAUUGGGCCCAAUUAGCAAUUUUCUCUCCCCGGUGUCAUGUGACUCGUUAGUGUUACAAGGUCUCAGGUGUGACUGGGGAGCAGGUGUGUUUAAAUUUGGUGUCAUCGCUCUCACACUCCCUCAUACUGGUCACUGGAAGUUCAACAUGGCACCUCAUGGCAAAGAACUCUCUGAGGAUCUGAAAAAAAUAACAUACAUAAAGAUGGCCUGGGCUAUAAGAAGAUUGCCAAGACCCUGAAACUGAGCUGCAGCACGGUGGCCAAGACCAUACAGCGGUUUAACAGGACAGGUUCCACUCAGAACAGGCCUCGCCAUGGUCGACCAAAGAAGUUGAGUGCACGUGCUCAGCGUCAUAUCCAGAGGUUGUCUUUGGGAAAUAGACGUAUGAGUGGUGCAAGCAUUGCUGCAGAGGUUGAAGGGGUGGAGGGUCAGCCUGUCAGUGCUCAGACCAUACACCACACACUGCAUUACAUUGGUCUGCAUGGCUGUCAUCCCAGAAGGAAGCCUCUUCUAAAGAUGAUGCACAAGAAAGCCCGCAAACAGUUUGCUGAAGACAAGCAGACUAAGGACAUGGAUUACUGGAACCAUGUCCUGUGGUCUGAUGAGAUCAAGAUAAACAUAUUUGGUUCAGAUUUUGUCAAGCGUGUGUGGCGGCAACCAGGUGAGGAGUACAAAGACAAGUGUGUCUUGCCUACAGUCAAGCAUGGUGGUGGGAGUGUCAUGGUCUGGGGCUGCAUGAGUGCUGCCGGCACUGGGGAGCUACAGUUAAUUGAGGAAACCAUGAAUGCCAACAUGUACUGUGACAUACUGAAGCAGAGCAUGAUCCUCUCCCUUCGGAGACUGGGCCGCAGGGCAGUAUUCCAACAUGAUAACGACCCCAAACACACCUCUAAGACGACCACUGCCUUGCUAAAAAAGCUGAGGGUAAAGGUAAUGGACUGGCCAAGCAUGUCUCCAGACCUAAACCCUAUUGAGCAUCUGUGGGGCAUCCUCAAACGGGAGGUGGAGGAGUGCAAGGUCUCUAACGUCCACCAGCUCCGUGAUGUCGUCAGGGGACUCCAUGCCCAAGAGGAUUAAGGCAGUCAUGGACAAUGAUGGUGGCCACACAAAAUAUUGACACUUUGGGCCCAAUUUGGACAUUUUCACUUAGGGGUGUGCUCACUUUUGUUGCCAGUGGUUUAGAUAUUAAUGGCUGUGUGUUGUUAUUUUGAGGGGACAGCAAAUUUACACUGUUAUUCAAGCUGUACACUCACUACUUUACAUUGUAGCAAAGUGUCAUUUCUUCAGUGUUGUCACAUGAAAAGAUAUACUCAAAUAUUUACAAAAAUGUGAGGGGUAUACUCACUUUUGUGAGAUACUGUAUAUGUACAGUACCAGUCAAAAGUUUGGAUUCACCUACUCAUUCAAGGGUUUUUCUAUAUUUUUACUAUUUUCUACAUUGUAGAAUAACAUCAAAACUAUAACACAUAUGGAAUCAUGUAGUAACCAAAAAAGUGUUAAACAAAUCAAAAUAUAUUUUAUAUUUGAGAUUCUUCAAAUAGCCACCCUUUGCCUUGAUGACAGCUUUGCACACUCACUCUUGGCAUAUAAAUGUGGCAUCAAAAUGUUGAGAAUCUGAUUCCCCCCUAGCUGAUCAUUGUCUGCAAGCAGCUCAUGAAGUAAUGAAACAGGCAUGGAGAGUGAGCUCGUCUGUGGUGGUCGGCGAACCUUCUGGCCUGUAGCCCUGCGUGGCAUCGACUGGGCCACAAAAGAAUGCUGAAGUGGCAAAGUUGAUAUCCACGUUUAGAAACACAUGGUCCCUUAAUUCUAUGAGGUGGAGGGUGUUAAAUGUAUUUUACAGUACAAUGGGAGGGUCAUGUGAUGAUCUGUCCCUUAGAAUGCAGGACUUUAACUUGACUAGAGACUCGACCCGUUCUACUUGGGACUCAACUUGAGACUUGGACCUUGUGACUUGAGAAUUGCUUGUGACUCGAAUAAUUGUGACGUGGUCCCACCUCUGGUACCCACAGUCUGAAUUCCAUGUCCACUAGAUAGCAGUAGGAGAUCACAUAAUGUCUCUUUGUCACUUGAAACCAGUUGCGUCUGGUUUGGGUAGUGAGUCAUUGUGCUAAAAAAUGGCGGAACAGAUUUUCAAGGCUGACAUAAAAUUACCUUAGCAAUCAGGGCUUUCAAGUUAUGGAGUAAAAAAGUAAGACCCAGACAAGUGAGGAAACUUCUAACUUAUUUUCCUAUUGUAAACGUUGAGCUAGAUCAAUGGCACGUGGAGGAUGCAUAUAAGGUAAUGUGGAUGGAGAAGGAAAUGCAUUUCUUUACAACGACCAUCAGUAUGUGUACCCUUUCCAUGCAUACUAAAUGUUUGCAUUUUGUGACUUGACCUACAUUGCAUAUUCGAUGAAAAUGACCAUAGCGCAUGAUUUAUGGCUUUUAUGGAGGGGCGGUGGGUGGGAGAUUUCCAUAAAGACAAGGACUGUAGCUUUGAAAUGAUAUGUCACUUUCCAAAACAACCACUUAGAGUUUAACAGGCUCUUCACAAAAAAUCUCCAUAUUGUCUUGCUCACUGCUCUUCUUGAAAAAAGAAUGACCAUUCUGCACGUCACUACCCAUAAAUAUAUUGUACGUUCACUAACGUACUAGUGGUCAUUAACUUACCAUCUUAACAUAAAGUAAUAAUAUUAUACAUCAACUUAUCAUCAAGCAUGUGAGAAUCACAAUAAUAACCAAUCACACUGCCAGUCAUUAUUUAUGCCAUAGAGAUCAUAUACAAUGACUUAAUUAAUUAGUAUUUUAAAUCCUAAUUCUAUUAUUUAUACAGUAUGUUUUAUGACAUAACAUGAUGUAAGAGGUUGCCAUGCUAGCCACACCCUACAUUGUGUAGGCAACUCAGUAGCCUAAUUAUAGUCAAAUACUUUGAUCAUCAUAGCUGUCUCUGACUGCAUACAGCUAUAUUACAUGGACAUCCACAUAUUACUGUGUUGUGCAAAAUAGCCAGAAAUAAGGCUAUCAUCUGUUAAUACAGUACUAGGCUACUAACAAACACUAACAACAGUGCUUUCUUCACCAAUAACACUGAAUGAAACUAAAUGUAUGUAUACUGGCUGUAUAUGUAUAUUUUAAAUUGUUAACUCAUUUAAAUAAUAGUGAUGUGUGGGUUGUGACUACUUGUUAGGUGUUCAUGUCGGAGCCGAGGAAUCCCAGUCAAAAGCUGAAGGUGUGGUUUGGAGAAUACUGGAAUGUGUCUGACUUCCUAGCUAUCCUCCUCUUCCUGGUGGGGCUGGUGCUACGUUGGGACAGCGGGUUCUACCGGACUGCCGGGCGGAUUACCUACUGCCUGGACAUCAUCUUCUGGUAUGUUCGGGUGCUGGACCUGCUGGCGGUCAACCAGCAUGCCGGAGCCUACCUCACCAUGAUCACCAAGAUGGUGAGUAAAGACAUGUGCCUUUCCUUCCUUGGGCUAACACCUAGAGUGAGUCCGACAUGGCAUGCUAUGGGCCCUAGUCAAAAGUGAUGCACAUUUUGAUAAGUUGAUAUAGGUUUGUUAGUGUUGGGCUAGAACAAAAUUGCACACCGUUGUGUGCCCCCCUAGUGCUGGGGUAGAACACUGACUGACCAUACAGCACAUAUCUUAAUUUUACAAACAAAAUGAAGUCAUGUUUUUUGUUGUUGUUGAUGUGUUCUCUAACCCAUCUGCUCAGACCAGUAACAUGUUCUACAUUGUGGUGAUGAUGGCGAUCGUGCUGCUGAGUUUCGGCGUGUCCAGGAAAGCCAUCUUGUCUCCAGACGAAGCUCUAUCAUGGAGCCUGCUCAGAGAUGUGGUCAACCAGCCGUACUGGAUGAUUUUUGGAGAAGUGUACGCAGGGGAAAUAGACGGUGAGUAACCACUAACCAGUGACCAGUCACAGUAGUGGUUCACUUGGUUGGCGCUGCUUGCAACGCAAGAGUUGUGUAGGUAGACUCCUGCAUUGGCCACAUUCAAUGGGAAUAGGGUGUCAUUUGAGACAUCCCAUGUGUGUUUGUGACAGCCUGUGCAGGUGACACGCCGUGUGUCCCCGGGGCCUUCCUCACCCCGUUCCUCCAGGCUGUCUACCUCUUCUUCCAGUACAUCAUCAUGGUCAACAUCCUUAUUGCCUUCUUCAAGUAGGGACUCUCAACUCUCCAUCCAAAAUAUAAAUUGUCUUUUGACUCUGUGUGUCUGAUUGUGUCUUUAUGUUUUAUGCUUUCUGUACAAAUGGGGUUUUGCAGCUUCUCUGAGUGCUGUACUGUUUCUUAUGGAUCCUUUUUGACAGCAAUGUCUACAUUGACAUGAAGUCCAUAUCCAAUAAGCUGUGGAAGUACAACCGCUACCGCUACAUUAUGACCUAUCAGGAGAAGCCGUGGUUGCCCCCGCCCCUCAUUAUCCUGAGUCACAUGAACCUGUGUGUGAACGCCAUUUACCGGAAACACAGAGGCUCGUCCGAGCAGGAGAGGGACUCCUGUGGGCUUAGUGAGUGUGUGUGUGUGUGUGUGUGUGUGUGUGUGUGUGUGUGUGUGUGUGCGCGCACAUUAAAAGUCUGAUAUAGCCUUAGCCUACUACACUGUUUUCUAUGACAUUAUUGAUUCACAGCAUUUCCACACGGUAGAUAAAUGCUACAGUAGAUUGUGUGUUGGAAAAAUGGGCUUGUUUGUAAUCUCUCUCUCCCUCUGUCAGAGCUUUAUCUGGGCCAAGAGGACCUGAAGAGGCUGCAUGAGUUUGAGGAGAGGUGUUUGGUGUCGUAUUUCCAUGAGAAAAACCAAGAUGUUCUCUGCAGCCAGAUCAACAUGGUCCGAGCCACUGCAGAAAGGUGAGACUGGUACUUAGAAAGAGUGUCAUCUUUCUCUCAAUAGCCAUUGAGACUUUCUCUUUGUGAUUCCCCUGAAUGUAUGUCUAUGUUCUUGACCUGACAGGGCUGAGGAGAUGGUUGUGGUUAUGGGAGAGGUGUCGGACAGGGUCCACUUCAUCCAGGACACCCUGCAGGUGCUGGACAGCCAGCUGGGUCAGCUGCAGGACCUGUCCGCCCUGGCCGUGGACACCCUCACCCUCCUGUCGGCCUCCGACAGCCUGCAGCAGGAGGAGGCCCGCCUGGGCCGCUGUCGGCCAAUCACCCCCUCCCAUCACCAUGUCCCCCACAGCUGGACCCUCCCCCACGGAGGUGGAGGCAGUGUUGACAUCAUGCCCUGCCACACCCCCAGGGCCUACCGCAGCACCCCACCCUCCCUGCUGUGGGGCCACACCUCCUCCCGCAGCCAACGCCCGUCACUGGAGUGGCACACGGGGGCCUGGGGGGGCGGCAACCAUGGAGGGCGGGGGGCUGGCGAGACUGAGGAUGAGGAGGUACAUGGUGUCACGGUGCAUCACAGUGGCGAAGUCUGGCCAGUGGGUUACCGCUUCGCCCCCCAUGGCUUCCUCCCUCACCUGGGCGGUGCAGGGCUCAGGGACAGGACCCCCUGUGAGUCGUGCGUGCCUUCCCGCUGUGGCUCUCCCCCGUACCCUUCGGCCUGGGCUAUAGACAGUUCUCUGGAACCCCCACACGGCAAACCCAGGGUCUGCUGCGACCCUGAGAUGUCCAUGGAAGAGGAACGGGAGGAGGUUGGGCAGCCCUUUGAUGUGAAUGUGUCCAGGACCUCUAGUCAUGCCUUUCUGUUGUCGGACCCACAGGAUGAGAAAGGCUGUGGUUCCAGGGGUUUGGUGAACCCCGCCUUCUGUAAGGACGAUGACCCUGGGGCAGCUCGCUCCAGACGGGGCCAGUGGGGCAGGAAGCGUCCUCACCGGUGGGUGGGUCUGUCCAGGGACCGGCCCUACAGUCACAGCCGCUCUCUCUCCUCUAGCAUGGAGAACAUGGCUCUCUCUGGUGUCCCCCUGAGCCCGCUACGAGCCUCCUUCCCCGCCCUCGAUUGCCUGUCAGAGGGGGGAAGCUUCACAGCUGACAGACCCCUUGGCUGCAGUAAAAGCAGAGGUACUGUACCACCCUCUUAUGCAAUGUACCCUCAAAAAUGUUUCGGCACUGAGCAAAUUUCAUGUCUGCUUAGCGCAAACUUGAACAUUGUGAAAACAACACUGCCCCUUUAAGACAAAAAAAACCCCUCUUUACCUGACUUGCUUUUCAAAGAUGUCUAGAAAUGUACACGUUUUGUGCUCUUGUAGGAGGCAAUCCCUCCCCCAUUGCUGACUACGAAUGAUCUAUAACAGGACUAAUAACUCACUAACUAGCAAAGGAUAUGAACAAAUGUGCACACGUGGCUACAUGAAGCUCUCGCUUUGAUCUCAAAACAAGCAACCUACUCACGACCGCUCGUGCUGUAAACACAGUCCAGUUCAAAGUGACUGGCACAAAUCCAUAUAUGGCAAUGGUCCAAUUGCAUGUAUUUGCAUAUAGUCCUGCUGCAGCUCUGAUUGGUUAUACCGCACCGGUCUGUGUAGAGUGUAUAGUACGGGCUGAGUCAUGCGCGUCAAUGCAAUAGAAUCUUACUCCAAUGCGUUCUGCCGACGACAAAAUCUCUUGCAUAGUUAGUUUUGCAUACUAAGCCUUGCAUAGUUCGUUUUGUUUCGCUAUGUUGCAUUGAAAGUGGCUAAUAUUGCGUUGAUUCGAUCACAAUUCCCACAGUAAAGGGAAACAUUGAUAGUGUUAACUAAGGGGGAAAGGAGGCGCCGUUGACAUUUUGCCCUGCCACAUCCCCAGGGCCUACCGCAGCACCCCACCCUACCUGCUGUGGGGCCACACCUCCUCCUGCAGCCAACGCCGUCACUGGAGUGGGAAAACAUUGAUAGUGUUAACUAAGGGGGAAAACUCUAGAAAGUUGAGUGAAGUUCAAUCUCGUGCUUCUCUGCGUGGGCUGAUAUUUCUAAUGCGCGGCCGUCCCGAGGCGCAGUUUAUAGGGAACAUUGCUCUUAUGCUUGGUUAACAUUAGCAACAACAUACAUACAAGGAUCAGUUACCUUUUUUUUCCUCACAUUUGUAUUAUAUACCAUAUAUCCAUGUACGAGUACAAAUACCUAAAAGGUAAAACAUUCCAUGACACUAAUCAGUUUCCCAAUGUAUCUCUAGUGAUUCUACCUGUCCUGGUUGUGUUUUGCAGAGUGGUCCGAAUGGUUUGACCUGGCAGUGACCUCAGGGAGCAGAGAGAGGUGUCAGGGCAGGAAGACAGUCAAGAUCCUGGAGGAGAGUUCUUCAGACACUGUAAGACAGACAGACAGUAGACAAACAGACUGACAGUAGACAGACAGACAGACGUCUGAACACUGAAUCUGUUCAAACAAUAUCUGCCAUUUACUACUAGGUCCUGCAUGGUGCCACAGUCUAACAGAGCCGUAGCUAUUUACAACAGUACACGUAAAGCUGUGUAUAGUCUGUGUAUAUCGAUUGAUUUGAGAUUACCCUUCAUUGACCUCUCUGCUCUCAGGUGAAAGAGGUGGACUCAUACCUCUCUGACGUGUGCAGGAAGAGGAGGCGCAGGGGAGGAGAGCCUGUGUGCUGGUCUGCCUCUGCCAGCCUAAACCCGCUCAGUAUGUACCCAUAGAGACAGAAAGAGGGCACACCUCCUAUCUUUGCCAUUGAUCACUUCUGGUUCACCAUCUCACCUAGUGCCAAUAUUGUUUCAGAUUCUGAACCCAUGGAUUCGUUGCAGAAAGUAUCUUUUUCACGUCAG